Molecule: messenger RNA, 3371 nt
Organism: Trichosurus vulpecula (common brushtail)
Lineage: Eukaryota; Metazoa; Chordata; Mammalia; Diprotodontia; Phalangeridae
Gene: NPHP1
Product: nephrocystin 1
Exons: 20
Coding region: 234-2348 (704 amino acids)
Biological process (GO): protein localization involved in establishment of planar polarity
Cellular component (GO): cilium; cytoplasm
Molecular function (GO): protein binding
Source: RefSeq, a predicted model, not a curated record
ACUGGAAAGCCGCGUCUGAGUCUGGUAGGCUGGGAGACUGGAGGAGGUGCUCUCGGGGGUGCUCUCGGGGGGCGGAGGCGUCGGGCUGGCCUUUGACCUCAGUCUUUGUGCCCGCUUCAGGGUGUUUUCUUCGGACUGGGACUGUGCGCGCGCGCUGUGAUGGUGUCACCAUUACCGCCACCACGUCGGUCUCCUUGACGACGGGCACCGAGCCUCUGGGAGCCGCGGCCGGGAUGCUGAGCGGGAGGGGCCGCGGCCCCCUGCAGACUGUGCAGCGCCGCAGCCAGGACCUCAGACAACAGGUUGGACGUUUGCUUUCUGAGAGUCAACUGAAAGGAGCCCUAGAUGCCAGUAAAAGGCGGGAUAUUUAUCAGAGAUGUAUCCAGUUGAAAAGAGAAAUAGAUGAAAACAGAAAGGCUCUUAAAAAUUUAAGCAAAGGUGAUGAACCAGCACCGGUGGGGAACUACAACCAGAGAAAAGAAGAUGAAGAAAAUGUUUUGGAAAAGCUUACAAAGCAGCUGCAAGAACUUGCUGGGACUAUAAGUAAAGAAAAUGUAACUCCAGAGGAGACAGUUCAGAAUAUUUCCCAGGCUGAAGAAGUAGAAGAAGACUCUGAGGAAACUGAAGAUGAGGAGGAGGAUGAUGACAAUGACGAUGAAGAUGAGGAUGAUAUUAGUGAAGAUGAAGAAAGUGAUGAGGAGGAUGAGGAAGUAGAAGAGGAAGAGGAGGAUGAGGAAGUAGAAGAGGAAGAUGACUCUAGUGAUGAGCAGCCAAGUAGUAAAGAAUAUAUUGCUGUGGGUGAUUUUGUUGCUCAGCAAGCAGGAGAUCUCACAUUUAAGAAAGAUGAAGUUCUCCUCAUACUUAAAAAGAAACCUGAUGGCUGGUGGCUAGCUAAGAAUAUUCAUGGAAAUAAAGGUCUCGUUCCCAAAACCUACCUGGAGCCCUGUUUUAAGGAGAAAGAACACCAGGAAUACAGUGAAGAUGAAAGUGAAGACGAUGUAGAGGUGGUAGAUGAAACAGCUGAUGGAACAGAGAUUAAACCACGAACUGAUUCUCAUUGGAGCGCUAUUAGAAAAGCUAUUACAGAGAGUAACACGAUUGAUGUGCUGACUGCUAUGGGAGCUAUCCCUGCAGGGUUUCGACCAUCAACUCUUUACCAGCUCUUAGAAGAAGGGAGUCAGUUUCAAGCAGGUUAUUUUUUACAGCCUGAACUUACCCCUUCACAAUUGGCUUUUAAAGAUAUGAUAUGGGAUCCUGAAAAUGGUGCUAUUAAACCCAGACUAAGCCGUGUGUCCUUGAUUCUAACCUUGUGGAGCUGUAAAAUGAUUCCUCUUCCAGGAGUGAGCCUACAGGUCCUGAGCAGACACGUACGCCUCUGCCUGUUUGAUGGAAGCAAGGUUCUUAGCAAUAUUCAUACAGUCAGAGCUACAUGGCAACCAAAAAAGCCCAAAACCUGGACCUUUUCUCCACGGGUAACUGGUAUCUUGCCAUGCUUGCUUGAUGGGGAUUGUUUUAUCAGAUCUAAUUCUUCUUCACCAGAACUUGGAAUAUUAUUUGAAGUUGGAGUCUCUUAUGUUCGUAAUUCAACGGGUGAAAAAGGAGAAUUAAGUUGUGGCUGGGUCUUCCUAAAACUGUUUGACGCCGAUGGAACACCUAUUCCUCCCAAAACCUAUGAACUUUACUUGAAUGGCGGUACUCCUUAUGAAAAAGGCAUUGAAGUGGAUCCUUCAAUUUCCAGAAGAGCAGCCAGCAGUGUUUUUCAUCAGAUGAUGACAAUGAGGAGACAGCCUCAACUUCUGGUCAAACUAAGAUCCCUAAAUAGAAGGUCAAGAAGCGUAUUGAGUCUACUACCAGAAACAUUAAUAGGAAGUAUGUGCUACAUUCACCUGCUGGUAUUCUAUCGAGAAAUUCUUGGUGACGUACUCCUGAAAGACAGGAUAAGCAUGCAAAAUGCUGAUUUAAUUAGUAGUCCAAUUCUAGCAACCUUUCCUAAACUCAUGGAACAACCUGACCUGAUGGAUGUACUUAGGACUGCGUGGGCUGAAAAAGAAAGUACUUUAAAAAGAUCUGAAAAGAGAGACAGAGAGUUUCUGAAGUCUGUGUUCAUCCUUGUGUACCAUGACUGUGUGUACCCUCUCUUACACUCCACCGUCCUCCCACCAUUCAGAUGGGCAGAAGAAGAAACCGAAGCUACUCGAUGGAAAGUCACUUAUGACUUCCUUAAGCAAAACCAAGAAAACUCUGGUGCUCUCCACGCCUUACUGUCACCAGAAGGUGUUCAUGAACCUUUUGAUAUUUCAGAGCAGGCCUAUGACUUCUUAGGAGAAGCUCGGAAGAAUGUGAAUUAAUUGUGAUUGGUUAUUGAGAUUCCAGUCCAGUUGGUACUGUCUCUAGGAAUAAAUGUAAACUCUUAAAUGGUCAUUUGAGCAGAAUAGGAACCAAAUGGUGAGUGUUAAUUGUGAACUGUUUUUUUACUUUACUAAUUUACUGUAUUUUUACUUUAUAAAAGUAUAUUUUGUAAGAAAUAGUUGUUCAAGUGUGUUUUAAAAUAACUAUUUUUAAAAUAGGAAAGUAAAUUUAAAAAAAUAGGAAAUACUAUUUUUAAAAUAGGAAAGUAAAUUAAAUGCCAUUUCUACCUUUUGACCUGGUGAUACUACUACUAGGCCUAUGCCUCAAAGAAAUCAAAGGAGGAGGAAAAGGACCCAUAAAAAUAUUUAGAGAAGCUUAUUUUUAGUGGCAAAGAAGUGCAGACUGAAGGGAUACCCAUCAGUUGAAGAAUGGCUGAACAAAAUAUGGUAUAUGAAUGUAAUGGAAUAUUCUUGUAAGUAAGAAAUAACCAAAGAGUACGAGAAGCCCGGAAACUGAUAUAGAGUGAGUAGAAUCAGGAGAAAUGUUUAUAAAAUGACAACAACAUUGUAAAAACAAACAACUUUGAAAGACUUAGGCACGUUGAUCAGUGCGAUAACCAACCACAGUUGGAUGGUGGACCGAAGAUGAACCACGCUACCCUCCUCCUCGCAGAGAGGCAACAGACUCAAGAUGCAGGACAAGACUUAGGGUUUUGGAUGUGGUAAAUGUAAGACUUUGUUUUGUUUGAUUAUGCAUUUGUGUUCCAAGGGUUUUGUUUUUAUUUAUUUACUUUUCAAAGGCUAGCAGGAGGUAGAGAGGCAGUUAGAGAAGAGAGUUAACAACAGAGUUGAUUUUCUUUUAAAAAGUAAUUGAAGUAUUUUUUUAAUAGUUAAGAGAACAGAAAGAAAGCCAGAAGGCAACAUGGCCAAGCGGGACAGCUUUGAAAGCUACAUAUUCAAUACAAUCUACUAUGUAUAUGGAAAUGCUUAUUUUACUUGCAAUAAAAAAAUAAUUUGAAGGAG